Octopus sinensis (East Asian common octopus) is the source of this 3927-nucleotide messenger RNA. RefSeq names its product nodal modulator 1. The transcript has 31 exons. Gene Ontology annotation, molecular function: carbohydrate binding. The coding region runs from base 131 to 3739 and encodes 1202 amino acids. The record is from RefSeq and is a predicted model, not a curated record. Gene Ontology annotation, cellular component: endoplasmic reticulum membrane. Lineage: Eukaryota; Metazoa; Mollusca; Cephalopoda; Octopoda; Octopodidae.
UCUAUUUCUGAUUUUCCUCUCCUCCAGACCGAAGUUCCUCUCCGUCUUUGCUUCGUCUCGUCUCCUUUGGGUCGACUCCCUCUUUUUUCUCUCUCUCGCCGCAUCCACCAGAAAAUACCUCUUUUAAACAAUGGUGGGGGAAAUGCUGACCUGUUUUCUCUUCUUAUUUAUUUACAUUCCCACAAGGUCCCUCUGUGACAGUGUCUUGGGGUGCGGAGGUUUCGUGAAAUCCGACGUCGAGAUCAAUUUCUCUCUCGUUGAGAUGAAACUGUACACAUUACAAGGAAGCAUAAAAUACCAAACAGACUGUGCCCCCAACAAUGGCUACUAUCUUGUUCCACUCUAUGAUAAAGGGGACUUCAUCUUGCAAGUUGAACCACCACCAGGUUGGAGUUUUGAACCAGAAUCUGUCCGUUUACAUGUAGACGGCAGCACAGACAAAUGCAGUUUAGGAGAAGACAUAAACUUCCAAUUCAAGGGUUUCUCCAUCCGUGGAAUGGUGUUGAGUAAAGGUGAGAAGACUGGUCCCGGAAAUGUGAAACUGAGCCUGAUGACUUCUGAUGGCUCUGAAGUAUUACAGACCACAGUGUCAAAAGAAGGGGAUUUUUAUUAUUUCCGGAAAGUUCUACCAGGGGAUUAUAUUAUAAAGGGCCAACACCCCAUCUGGAAGUUUGAGAAGUCUGAGAUUAAGGUGACAGUUGGUUCCGAUAAUGUCUUCAUCAGUGAGGACUUGGUCGUAGCUGGUUACGAUGUCAACGGCCACGUAUUUAGUGAAGGGGAACCUAUUAAAGGUGUCAAUUUCUUGCUCUAUUCUGAUACAGUAGACCCACAGUUAGUCACCGAUUGUGAGAAGACCCCAGUGAAAAGUUUGAAGAAUGGGGACAAUUCCAUCUGCCAUAUGUCCUCGAAAGAAGACGGCACCUUCAGCUUUGCCUCUCUUCCAACUGGACAGUAUUACUUGAUUCCAUUCUAUAAAGGAGAACACAUCACUUUUGAUGUUGUUCCAGAGAAAAUGGUCUUCCAAGUGAAACAUAAUUCUGUGAUAUUACCCAAAGAAUUCCAAGUUGCUGGAUUUUCUGUGAGUGGUCGAAUUUUGGAUUCUGUUAAGGGUGCUGGUAUUGGAGGUGCCAAAGUAUCGGUUAGUGGCAAACAGAUGGCCGUAACAAAUGAAGAUGGUUCCUACCACUUGGAGAACAUGAAAGCUGGUAAAUACACCAUUCAAGUAAUGAGUGAGGAUAUUUUCUUUGAUGAGAUUAUGUUGAAAAUUACCCCUAACACACCCCAUCUCCAUGACAUCAUCGCAUCAAGGUUCAGUGUGUGUGGCAAAGUGAACAUAGAUGAGAUCCCUAAGGGCCUGGACCACAUGGUCUAUCAGCGUAAGGUAAUUGCCUACACCGAGGACAAGGCAGUGAAACUUCUUGCUGUGGACACGGAUAUGCAGGGACAUUUCUGUGCCAUGUUUAAACCAGGGAAAUAUAUUUUCAAGGCUUUCCUCAGUACUCAAGAAAUAAAAGCAGGAUUACAUUUGUAUCCUAGCGAGAAGCUUGUUGUGGUCACCAAUAAACCCGUGAAAGAUGUUGACUUCUCCCAGUUCCGUGCCAAAGUAUCUGGAGUUAUUACUUGUAUUGAAAACUGUGGCACAAUAGGAUUAUCUCUGGAUCCUAUUGGUAUGGUUGGAGAAGAUAAAAAAGUCGUAAUGCUAAAAGACUCACCCAAAAAAGCCAGUUUUGAAUUUGAGAACAUCUUGCCUGGCAAAUAUAAAGUGGCUCCUUUACAAGAUAACUGGUGUUGGAAGGAAAAGUCACAAGAGAUUGAAAUCACCAACAAAGAUGUGACAGGACUGGAAUUCUCCCAGACUGGAUUCAUAUUGAAAUGUGGACUUUCCCACGAAAUUACUUUGAAUUUUGCUCACGAGAACAAAGAAGGAAGUGUAGGUUCUUUUGCUUUGAAGAAAGGCACAAACAGAUUCUGUCUUUCUCAGCCUGGUGUCUACCGUCUCACUACAGAUUCCUGCCAUAGAUUUGAGAAAGACAUAUACACCUAUGACACGUCCCAUCCGGUGGUUCUCAGUCUGACUGCUGUGAAGCAUAAAAUGGUCGGCAUUAUUACAACUGAAAAACUGGACAAAACCAUUGUUGUGACAUUGAAGUCUUCACUCUUGAAAAGUCCGAUAGUCAUUGGUCCACUUGAGUGUGACAACCCACCAAAGAAAGAGUCCUCGGACAGUGAGGCAACAGACUCGGACACCCAGUCAGAACCUGCCCAGACCAGUUUUCAAUACCAUUUCUCUUACUGGGCCAAGAACAAUGAACAUCUGGAGAUCCAAGUUGCAUCUGAUGUGUUGUUAUUCUCUCCUAAUCACAUGGAAGUCACUAUCCAGGGAGAAAGCUGUCCUGGAGAAGUGGCCCACUUUGUCGGCAAGGUCGGUAUCUUCAUCACUGGCAUGAUAGAACCAGCUCUGCAAGGGGUCACUGUCGUGGUGUCUUGUGACGAUCCUGUUACUAUGGCGCCGACCACAUUGCUAACAGACCAGGAUGGAGUCUAUCGCUUGGGACCUCUUCACGGAGACAAGAAAUACAGUGUGGAAGCGUCAAAGACUGGGUAUGUUUUGACCAAAGACCCACAAAACCCCAACAACUUUAAAGCUCUUCAGCUUGGAGAAAUAUCCGUCACGGUUGUUGAUGAGAACAACAACUAUUUGUCAUCUGUUCUGCUGUCCCUCAGUGGUGACAACCAGUAUCGCAGUAAUAACCUAAUCAAAGAAAAUGGUAUCAUGGUCUUCUCCUCAUUGAGUCCUGGACGUUAUUUCCUCCGACCCAUGAUGAAGGAGUAUCGUUUUGAACCUGCCAGUCAGAUGAUUAGCGUGGAGGAAGGGACCAGGAUCAACGUGAACAUCAAGGGAUUUCGUGAGGCUUACAGUUGCUAUGGACGUGUAAGUUCGCUGAACGGGGAACCAGAACCGGGAGUUCUUGUAGAAGCUGUCAGUGUGUCUGGUUCUGUCCAAUAUCAAGAAGAAAGUAAAACCGAACAAGAUGGAACCUACCGGAUUCGAGGUCUUUCACCAAAUGUCACCUAUAAGAUUCAGUUGAAGAAAGUUGAGAAUAACCAUUUGGAAAGAUCAGCACCAAAGUCCAGUCUACAUACGGUGGAGAACGAAGACUUGGUCAAUGUCAACAUCAUAGCAUUUCGACGGUUGAACCAGAUGGACAUCAGUGGAAAUGUGAUAACACCUAAUGAAUUCCUCUCUCAUUUAAAGGUUGUCUUGUAUAAAGAUGAAAGUCCAGAUUCUCCAACUUACAGUGUUACCCUGGGAGCUACAAGUUUCUUCUACCUACCAUCUCUACCAACAGACCACAAGGGGUACAACUUACGCCUGGAAAGUUCUCUUUCUCGUUCGAUGUAUGACUACCAACUCCCAGAAUACAACUUUGUGGCCGACACUGCGUAUAAACACUUCACCUUCAAGUUUGAACCAAAGCGCCGUCUCUUGGACCAAGAUCUUAACCAGACCUCUUUCUUGCUGUUACCAUUCGCUCUGUUGGUCCUCGGUGCCAUAUAUAUGGCCUAUAAAUUCCGACAUAAUUUAAGCAAGAUAUCUUUUAUAGACAUAAUAAACCAAGCUAGGAACCUCGUCUCCCAAGUGACAGCAGAACCAAGCAAUCCUGUUAUCACAGAAACUUUAUUAGCUCCUGAAAAUAAUCCAAGUAAACGAAGAUUCAAAUCAAGGAAAUCUGAUUGAUCCUUCAAACAUCUCUGGUUUUUUGUGUUUCAUUCCAUUUAUUUAUUAAUACUAUGUGUGUGCAUGUGUGUGUGUGUGUGUGUGUGUAACAAUUCCCUUUUUUGUGAGAUACAAAUAUUUUGGAGGGGGGGUGUAUUUUUGGUACUUUUUUGUACAUCAAUAAAUAAUCUGUACUCAUCAUGCCUGUA